This is a messenger RNA of Mesorhabditis spiculigera, 507 nucleotides long. The record is from the annotation of a GenBank genome assembly. Lineage: Eukaryota; Metazoa; Nematoda; Chromadorea; Rhabditida; Rhabditidae.
AUGCUCCCCACCCUCUGGUGGAUACGCCAGCGGUCCGGCGGGAUUUGUCCCAGCACCCACCUAUGUGACCCCGGGCCAAUCUGUUCUCAACGCCGUCUACAAUGCCCGAAUGCCAAUCAGAAAACACAACCCAGCUCCAAAAGCGACGAGGACGACGAUGUUUUUGGAGCAGUUGGAGGUGACCUCUACAAGCGGUCUGCGAUCUCGGUGAAAGGAGAAUUUCGGCGUUCCCCUGGAAUGCUCUUCCGCAGUCAUCGGUCGACGGCUUUGCGGCUGAUUGAAAAGGACUGUCCGGCGGGGGAGAUGAAACGAUUGAUGGCCAGGAGCAUGAUCCCCUCCGCCAGCAGAAGCAAACAGCGCAUAAUCUCCGCUUUUCGAAUGGCUAUUGGACAUGAGGUAGGGGUUGUGUGCUCCGAGCACGCCUUCUCCCUCCACCUCACCACUACCCGCUUUUGCCGGCUAACAAUGGAUGGAGUGACAUGUGUUGCAUUCAGGGAUCUACAAAAA